CCCUGGGGGGAGGAGAGGGGGAGGUUCUGUUCUGCUGCAGACUUUAGGUUCCGAUUAGAAAGUGGACCUUCUGCUUAGAGACCAUCUGAUCUAAGAGCUGCAGGUUUUCUUUCCACCAAAUUCAGAAUAAAUAGAUCAUGGUACCGACGCCCCGCCCCCUCCCCCUACCUGCGACAAGGUGAGACGGGACGGAGAUGUGGGGGAGGGAUCUGAGCAGAGAGGCAGUCUGAGGAGAGCAGUGGGGAGACUUGGACUCAACGGGACUCUACAGGCAGGCUGGGCCGAACGGGACGGAUUUGGACCGGACUGAACUGAGGCUCAGAACCAUCAGCUCGGUCUCAGAACGCUGCCUGCUGCCGUUUCCCUCGGCCCCCACGCCGGCGCCGUGUUUCCAGGACCAUGUUCCGCCGCAGGAAGAAGAAGCACCGGCUGGAGAUCUCAGCACCGCAGAACUUCCAGCACCGCGUCCACACGUCCUUUGAUGUCUCCACCGGCCGCUAUGUGGGUUUGCCGCCUCAGUGGCAGAGCGUCAUCGACACGCUGAGGAGGCCACGCCCACUGGUGGACCCAUCCAGGAUCACAAACAUAGAGCUGGAGCCCAGAAAGACCAUCGUUCGCGGCAGCUUCAUCGGCCACGGCGACUACAUCAGCCACGUGAUCUCCGAGAUGAGCCGCGUGUCCGUCACCAGCUCCAACUCCCUGCGGCGCACAAGCCCGUCGGCACGGAAACGAGCCCAGUCGAUGGGUCGGCUGGGGGAGCUGGCGGAGGACGAGUCAUACCACUACCUGGAGAUCAGUCGGCGAAGCAGCAGCGUCAAAGCCGGCGGCGCCGCCACCUACUGGCAGGACCGUAUUCGCCAGGUGCGCAGCGAGAGUGGCAGCCCCCGAGUGAACAGGGACCUGCAGAGAACCAAGUCCAGCAGCCAGGUGAGUGCAGUUCCUGAGGAAGCUCCACUCAGCCCCAGCCCGCCGCAGAUGGAGGAACCAGGGGCCCGGAGACAGAGACCCGCCUACCAUCAGCACCAUCUGCAGGAAGCGGAGAGCAGCAGGCCUCAGAUGAGACCUAGACCAGGAGCAAACCACCUGCCGGACCUACUGGCCUCUUCCAGAGAGGGCCCUAGGAGGCCCCACUCUUCGUAUGACCUGAAGCUGCCUUCUCCUCGCCCACGCCCGCCUCCACCCAGCAGCCCCAUCAACACAGGCAGAGUGCUGCCUCCGCCCUCACCCCAUCAGAAGAGCCCCCCGCUGACCCACCCCUCCCCCACCGCCUCCCCCGGCCCUCCCCCGGAGAAAGGUCCUCAGAAAGUGACCCAUGAGCAGUUCAAGGCGGCGCUGCAGAUGGUGGUGGACCCAGGGGACCCAAGGCUGACUCUGGAGAACUUUGUGAAGAUUGGGGAGGGGUCCACAGGGGUGGUUUGCAUCGCCCGAGAAAGACACAGCGGGCGGCAGGUGGCGGUGAAGAUGAUGGAUGUGAGGAAACAGCAGCGCAGAGAGCUGCUGUUUAAUGAGGUGGUCAUCAUGAGGGAUCACAAACACCCCAACGUGGUGCAGAUGUUCCGCAGCGCUCUGGUGGAGGACAAGCUGUGGGUCAUCAUGGAGUACCUGCAGGGCGGCGCUCUGACCCACAUCAUCGGUGAAACCAGGCUCAACGAGGAGCAGAUAGCCACGGUGUGCGAGGGCGUCCUGCAGGCGCUGUCCUACCUCCACUCCCAGGGCGUCAUCCACAGAGACAUCAAGAGCGACUCCAUCCUUCUAACCCUGGACGGCAGGAUAAAGCUCUCCGACUUUGGUUUCUGCGCUCAGAUCAGCGAAGACGUCCCCAAGAGGAAGUCUCUGGUGGGGACGCCGUACUGGAUGGCUCCUGAGGUGAUCUCCAAGGCGCCAUACGGCACCGAGGUGGACAUCUGGUCUCUGGGGAUCAUGGUGGUGGAGAUGGUUGAUGGUGAGCCUCCAUAUUUCAAUGAAACGCCCAUCAGUGCCAUGAAGAAGCUGAGGGACGAAGCAGCUCCGUCAGUCAGGAACGUGCAGAGGUUGUCUCCAGUGCUGAAAGACUUCCUGGACUGCAUGUUGACCCGUGAGACGCCACAGCGCAGCGGCGCCGUCGACCUGCUGGAGCAUCCCUUCCUGCUGCAGGCUGGUCCGCCCCGAUGCCUUGUACCCCUAGUGGAGCAGCACCGCAAACGAAUGUCGCUCUGCUGAGGGUCACUUAUUCUUCUUGUGCUUCACCUGGAAGCACAAA
Molecule: messenger RNA, 2239 nt
Organism: Cyprinodon tularosa
Lineage: Eukaryota; Metazoa; Chordata; Actinopteri; Cyprinodontiformes; Cyprinodontidae
Product: serine/threonine-protein kinase PAK 6-like
Exons: 10
Coding region: 400-2199 (599 amino acids)
Biological process (GO): intracellular signal transduction; regulation of MAPK cascade; protein phosphorylation
Cellular component (GO): cytoplasm
Molecular function (GO): protein serine/threonine kinase activity; ATP binding
Source: RefSeq, a predicted model, not a curated record